This is a messenger RNA of Sclerotinia sclerotiorum 1980 UF-70, 2094 nucleotides long. RefSeq lists its product as hypothetical. Gene Ontology annotation, molecular function: hydrolase activity, hydrolyzing O-glycosyl compounds; cation binding; 1,4-alpha-glucan branching enzyme activity. Gene Ontology annotation, biological process: glycogen biosynthetic process. Lineage: Eukaryota; Fungi; Ascomycota; Leotiomycetes; Helotiales; Sclerotiniaceae. The record is from RefSeq and is a predicted model, not a curated record. Gene Ontology annotation, cellular component: cytoplasm. The coding region runs from base 1 to 2094 and encodes 697 amino acids. The transcript has 6 exons.
AUGGCUAAUGUAAAUGAACUGGCAACUACUUCAAUCAUGGAGGAUCAACCACCAAAGGGAAUACCAAAUGAUGGGACUGGUGUUAUUCAGCUUGAUCCAUGGCUCGAACCAUUCAGAGAUUCUCUGAAGCACCGAUAUUCAAAAGCACAACAGUGGAUUAAAACUAUCGACGAUACAGAAGGUGGCCUCGAGAAAUUUAGCAGAGGCACCGAGAAGUUUGGAUUCAACGUCGAUAAGAACAACAACAUUACAUACAGAGAAUGGGCGCCGAGUGCUAGUCAAGCAUUCUUGAUUGACGAUUGGAACCGCGAGUCUCAUCCUAUGAAAAAGGACCCAUUCGGAGUUUUCGAAAUUGUUUUACCAGCGAAAAAUGGUAAACCAGCCAUCGCACAUAAUUCUAAGAUCAAGAUCUCUAUGAUUACACCUAGCGGCGAACGAAUUGAACGACUUCCUGCAUGGAUCAAAUAUGUCACACAAGAUCUCUCCGUCUCCCCAGUUUACGACGCUCGGUUUUGGAAUCCACCUGCAUCCGAACGAUAUGUCUUUAAACAUCCCAGACCAAAGAAGCCAGAAAGUGUUAGGGUAUAUGAGGCACACGUUGGAAUAUCGUCCCCAGAACUACGAGUUUCUACAUACAAGGAGUUCACGAAGGACAUGCUACCAAGGAUACAUCAUUUGGGUUACAAUGUUAUUCAACUCAUGGCUAUCAUGGAGCAUGCAUAUUAUGCAAGUUUUGGUUACCAAAUCAACAGCUUCUUUGCUGCGAGCAGUCGGUAUGGUACACCGGACGAGCUGAGAGAGCUUAUAGAUACCGCACACGGGCUUGGUAUCACGGUUCUACUUGAUGUAGUUCACAGUCACGCUUCGAAGAAUGUGUUGGAUGGACUUAAUGAGUUUGAUGGAACAGACAGCUGUUAUUUCCAUGAAGGUCCAAAAGGAAAGCAUGAGCUCUGGGAUAGUAGACUUUUCAAUUAUGGAUCUCACGAAGUCUUGAGAUUUUUGCUAAGUAAUUUACGAUUUUGGAUGGAUGAAUACAACUUUGACGGAUUUCGAUUUGACGGUGUUACGAGCAUGCUUUAUACCCAUCAUGGUAUUGGGACGGGUUUCUCUGGAGGCUAUCAUGAGUACUUUGGUCCAUCUGUUGAUGAGGAUGGUGUUGUCUACCUCAUGCUUGCCAAUGAGAUGUUGCACCAACUUUACCCAGAGUCAAUAUCUAUUGCAGAAGAUGUAUCAGGAAUGCCUGCCUUGUGCUUACCAUUAGCACUUGGCGGUGUAGGAUUUGAUUACAGACUUGCCAUGGCCAUUCCCGAUAUGUGGAUCAAGAUUCUCAAGGAGAAGAAAGACGAUGAGUGGGAUCUCGGAAACAUCUGCUUUACUUUGACAAACAGACGCCAUGGUGAGAAGACUAUCGCAUACUGCGAGAGUCACGAUCAAGCCUUGGUUGGAGAUAAGUCCAUCAUGAUGCACCUCUGUGACGCAGAGAUGUACACAAAUAUGUCAAGGCUCACAGAGUUCACACCAAUCAUCGAGCGUGGAAUGGCAUUACACAAGAUGAUCCGCCUUUUGACUCAUGGUCUUGGAGGUGAAGGUUAUCUGAAUUUUGAGGGCAACGAAUUUGGUCAUCCGGAAUGGCUCGACUUCCCUCGCCAAGGCAAUGACAACAGCUUCUGGUAUGCUCGACGUCAAUUUAACCUUCCAGAUGAUGACCUUCUUCGCUACAAGGCAUUGAACGAGUUCGAUGCUCACAUGCAACAUCUCGAGGCAAAGUAUGGAUGGUUACAUAGUGACCAAGCUUACAUUAGUUUAAAGAAUGAGUCUGACAAGGUCAUUGUCUUUGAACGAGCUGGUUUGUUGUGGAUCUUCAAUUUCCAUCCAACACAAAGUUUUGCAGAUUACAGAGUCGGUGUCGAACAGGAGGGUACUUACAGAGUUGUCCUCAACACUGAUACCAAGGAUGUCGGAGGCUUCGAAAGAAUUGAUGCUGGAACACGCUUCUUCACAACACCUUUUGCAUGGAACAACAGGAAGAACUUUAUUCAAGUAUACAUUCCAACCCGCACCGCACUUGUGUUGGCACUCGAAUCUACGCUGUGA